This is a messenger RNA of Clarias gariepinus (North African catfish), 642 nucleotides long. RefSeq names its product programmed cell death 1 ligand 1-like. Gene Ontology annotation, cellular component: external side of plasma membrane. Bases 102 to 578 code for a protein of 158 amino acids. Gene Ontology annotation, biological process: immune response; negative regulation of T cell proliferation; positive regulation of T cell proliferation. The transcript is spliced from 4 exons. The record is from RefSeq and is a predicted model, not a curated record. NCBI's taxonomy places the organism in Eukaryota, Metazoa, Chordata, Actinopteri, Siluriformes, Clariidae.
UUAUAUAGGAACCUGUUCUAUAGGAACAAGCAGUAACGGAAAACUGGAAAAUGAUGGUUUUAUUAAUUUAGAUGUUUUUUAUCGCUUCAUGUUACUAAAUCAUGGAUAUAAGAACUUACUCCCUGUGUGCUCUUAUGCUUGUAAUAAAUGAAGUAUCGUCGCAGAGCGUCAUAGUCGAAGCUGCUCAAGAAGACUCUGUGAUCUUACCGUGUUCAUCCAGUCGUUAUGAAAAGGACGUGUUCUGGCGAUACAGAGACACAAAGGUUGUGUAUGAAAUCAUUGAGGGUAAAGAGAAUUUUCAAGAGCAGGAUGCAGAGUACAGGGGCCGAGUCAAAGGUUUUCCAUCAGAGUUCACAAAAGGGAAUUACUCCAUCAGACUGAGUGACGUGAAACUCAGUGAUACAGGAACUUACAGCUGCAAGAUACCUGACUCCAGAACUGUCUAUGUAGAACUCAAGGUCAAAGUUGACAGCGACUUAAGCCAGAAGAUUUCCCCAGGUAACAGUGGCAUAAUGGAAAAAGCAGGCAGUACAUCAUCUUUAGUCAUUUUAGUUCUGCUGUGUAGCUUCGCUUUCUGAAGAAAGAAUUAAAGCUUUAAAAUCUUUUUUUCAGUACAUCUUUGUUCUUAAUUUUAUUAUUAAU